AUGGCGGGGGGUCCUCAUGCAGGCCACAUGUCGUAUUUGCUACCAUUGAUUCAAAAUCCGCAGAAUGCGGCUGUCAAUGCGGCUCUCAAUGCAGUUGGCUUGGCAGCCCUGUCAAACAUUCGAAUGUCUCCUCAGAUGAUGCUGAAGGCACGCCGAGAGUAUACCACUGCUUUGUCGCAGACCAACUAUGCAUUGAAAGACCCAGUUAUGUCUAAGCAAGAUGACAUCCUAGCUGCGGUAGUUUUACUUGGAAUGUUCGAAGUCGUGACAUGCACUGAUGACUCAUUCAUCGACCGCUGGAUGAAACACAUGGAGGGGGCUGCAAAGUUGAUUGAGUUCCGAGGCCCAGAUCAGCUCAGUCGACAAGAGGGCUUAGAUCUCUUCACUCAACUACGCGCUCAAAUUAGUACUAGCAAUAUAUACCGAGAGGAGUAUAGCUCGGCGAGUCUCAUAGAGCUCACAGAACUUGCAAAACAAUAUCGAAAUACGAAUGAUCAUGUCCUCGACAACCUCGGCUUGAUAGUUAUACGACUGAGUAAUUUCUGUGCGGCUCUAAAAGAUGCGACCAUAACAGACCCCAGUGAAGUAAUUCGCACCGCCCUGACACUAGAUGCUGAGCUGAUGGCGACUUUCAUCAACGUUCCAUUCCCAUGGAACUAUAAAUCAAUCGAGGUCCCGAUGGUUGAUGGGGAGUCAAUACUCCCUAUGGUUUGGGGGAGCAGCUACCAUGUAUACCACAGCAUCGCCGCAAGCAGCAUGUGGAAUAAUUAUCGCUCGUCCCGGAUACUCAUUCAUGAACUCAUCAUCGACACCGUGGCGGGACUUGACUCGUCGACAACCGAUCAAGCAAGCUAUAUACAGCGGCAACACCUAGCCAACCAAAGCCGUCAAAUUGCACGUCAGCUGGUGGAGGAUAUCUGCGCCAGUGCCCCCUUCCAUCUUGGCGCAGGAGCCGAAGAUAUGGAUGAGAUAGCAGUGCCCUAUUCGGAAUCUACAACCCCGCCGAAUUGCUCGGACUGGAGCCACGUACACGAAAAAACUUCAGUUGCGUCAAAGCAGUGGUCGCGCGGCCGAGAACAGAGGCCGUCGAGCCUGGUUUCAUCUCCAUUCAGGGAUUCCUCAUUUUCGACAAUAUCAAAUUCUCCAAAUCAAAGCUCGUUCGGAACCAUGUCUAAAGAUCUCUUCAAAAUAACUGGAGCGGGCGGCUUGACGUUGGUUUGGCCACUCCUAAUUGCUGCAAACUCCGGGCUCGCAUCGCCUGAGCUCCGCAAUUGGAUUACGGCCUGCUUUGACAAAAUUGGGCAUUCGAUGGGAAUAAAUCAAGCCUUAGCCAUGGGAAAGCUGCUACGAAACGGCAGUGGCUCUCGGGCCUGGUUGACACCUGAGCUUGGAUCCCCUAUCUCGGUCUAA
Penicillium cosmopolitanum is the source of this 1410-nucleotide messenger RNA. RefSeq lists its product as uncharacterized. The transcript has 3 exons. The coding region runs from base 1 to 1410 and encodes 469 amino acids. NCBI's taxonomy places the organism in Eukaryota, Fungi, Ascomycota, Eurotiomycetes, Eurotiales, Aspergillaceae. The record is from RefSeq and is a predicted model, not a curated record.